This is a messenger RNA of Centruroides sculpturatus (bark scorpion), 798 nucleotides long. Its product is annotated as KRAB-A domain-containing protein 2-like. Gene Ontology annotation, biological process: DNA integration. The coding region runs from base 1 to 798 and encodes 265 amino acids. Gene Ontology annotation, molecular function: nucleic acid binding. The record is from RefSeq and is a predicted model, not a curated record. NCBI's taxonomy places the organism in Eukaryota, Metazoa, Arthropoda, Arachnida, Scorpiones, Buthidae. The transcript is spliced from 2 exons.
AUGGAGGAGCAAGCUGUAAUGUUGGAGAAGGUGUCAUGGUCUAUAAACGUGAAACAACGAUUCGACGAUAAACUGUUCAAAAUUCGAGUUAAUGCUGCAAAAAACAGUAUUUUCUUAACCGAAACUACUUACCAGAAGUUAAUAAAUAAUGUACAAAAAGUCAAAAUGACUACUGAGAAGGAACCCAGGGACUAUUGGUUGCUGAAUCACUAUGAUGUGAUGAUUGUAGAAAACAAAAGUAAACUCAUUUAUCUUGUUAAAGAAGGCGUCAGUACUAUACAGUAUUAUGUCAUGAACUCAGAGUUAUUUCAUGUACUUCAUGAAGCUCAUUUGGCUAUUGGACACGGAGGACGUGAUAGAAUGGUAGAUCUUAUUGGCUUUCAGUCUCAGCCAGAUAGAGAAUACAAAUUUAUUAUGGUGUACCAAGAUCAUCAUACAAAAUUUGUGAUUCUUAAGUCUCUAAUGUCAAAAAGAGCUGAAGAAGUAGCCUACAACCUAGUGGACAUAUUCUCAUUGCUUGGAGCGCAAUCUAUAUUACAGUCUGACAAUGGUAGAGAAUUUGCCAAUAAUGUGGUGACCAGCUUGAAGGAGUUUUGGCCAGCACUGAAGAUCGUCUAUGGGAAGCCUCGCCAUUCACAAAGCCAGGGUAGUGUCGAAAGAGCUAAUCAACAUAUUGAAAAUAUGUUCUGUACUUGGAUGCAGGACAACAAAUCUGACCGCUGGAGUGAAGGACUGCAUUUCAUUCAAUUUAUGAAAAAUAGAGCUUAUCAUUCUGGGAUCAAAAGAACACCACACUAA